Messenger RNA from Camelina sativa (false flax), 1999 nucleotides. Lineage: Eukaryota; Viridiplantae; Streptophyta; Magnoliopsida; Brassicales; Brassicaceae. The record is from RefSeq and is a predicted model, not a curated record.
GAGAUACAAAUGGCCUCACACGAAGCAAAACACAAUGGCAUCACAUUUGUUUCUGACGAUCCAAGAAGAUUUGCAUGGCGACACAUUCUAUGAUCAUUCCUUCUUCUUCUUCCUCAUCUCUGGCUGCUCCUGCGUCUCCGUUUAAAGAGACUCUACCACUCUUCAGUCGAUCUCUCACAUUCCCGAGAAAAUCUUGGUUUUCUCAGUUUCGGUUGAGAUUCUUUGCUGAGAAACACUCUCAGCAGCUCGAGUCCUCUAAUGGCUGUGCCACUAAUUUCGCUUCUUUACAAGACUCCGGAGAUCAUCUUACAGAGGAACAUGGCACAAAAGAAGAGUCUACUCUAAGUAUUACGGUGGUUGGAGCGUCUGGGGACUUGGCAAAGAAGAAGAUAUUCCCUGCAUUGUUUGCUCUCUUUUAUGAGGGUUGUCUUCCUCAGGACUUUACUGUUUUUGGUUAUGCUCGGACCAAACUCACUCAUGACGAGCUUCGUGACAUGAUUAGUAGAACUUUAACUUGCCGGAUUGAUCAAAGGGAAAAUUGUGGGGACAAAAUGGAUCAGUUCUUGAAAAAAUGCUUUUACCAUUCGGGUCAGUAUAACUCGGAAGAGGAUUUUGCAGAACUAAACACCAAGCUCAAAGAGAAAGAGGGAGGAAAGCUAGCAAACAGGCUUUACUAUUUGUCUAUACCCCCAAACAUAUUCGUCGAUGUGGUAAGGUGUGCAAGCCUUAGAGCUUCUUCUGCGAACGGCUGGACAAGGGUCAUUGUCGAAAAGCCAUUUGGUCGUGACUCUGAAUCAUCUGGAGAGUUAACUAGAUCUCUGAAACAGUAUCUCACAGAGGAACAAAUCUUCAGGAUUGACCACUAUUUAGGAAAGGAGCUUGUUGAGAACCUUUCCGUGCUUCGAUUCUCAAAUCUUGUUUUCGAGCCUCUAUGGUCAAGAAAUUACAUACGUAACGUUCAACUGAUUUUUUCUGAGGAUUUUGGAACAGAAGGACGUGGAGGGUACUUUGAUCAGUAUGGAAUCAUACGAGACAUCAUGCAAAACCAUCUCUUGCAGAUACUCGCACUUUUCGCAAUGGAGACGCCUGUGAGCUUAGAUGCUGAGGAUAUAAGAAGUGAAAAGGUGAAAGUUUUGCGAUCAAUGAAACCGUUACUUCUUGAAGAUGUAGUUGUUGGACAAUACAAAGGGCAUAGCAAGGGAGGAAAGACUUAUCAAGGUUAUACAGACGAUCCAACGGUUCCAAAUCACAGUCUCACUCCUACAUUUGCUGCAGCAGCCAUGUUCAUUAACAAUGCGAGAUGGGACGGUGUUCCUUUUCUUAUGAAAGCCGGGAAGGCUCUCCAUACGAGAGGAGCAGAGAUCAGAGUUCAGUUCAGACAUGUCCCAGGAAACUUGUACAAGAAAAGUUUUGCAACUAAUUUGGAUAACGCAACUAAUGAGCUAGUGAUCAGAGUUCAGCCUGAUGAAGGCAUAUACCUAAGGAUCAACAACAAAGUUCCUGGUCUUGGAAUGAGACUAGAUCGCAGCGACCUUAACCUUCUGUAUCGAUCCAGGUAUCCAAGAGAGAUACCAGAUGCAUAUGAAAGACUGCUUCUUGAUGCAAUCGAAGGAGAGAGGAGGUUGUUUAUCAGAAGUGACGAGCUAGAUGCAGCAUGGGAUCUAUUCACACCGGCUUUGAAGGAGCUCGAGGAGAGGAAAAUUGUUCCUGAGCUCUAUCCAUAUGGGAGCAGAGGUCCUGUUGGUGCACAUUACCUUGCAUCUAAGUACAAUGUGAGAUGGGGAGAUCUUGGAGACGCUUAAGCUUUUGACAGAAACAAUAUGAUUUGGUGAUAUCAAAUGAUAUGGUGCCAAAAACUAUGUGUGAUUUGUUUCUUUCCAAAUUAUACAUAGAUUCUGUUAUUUUGGUGGACCAUGAUUCAUAUUGUAGAUAGAAUCCAUGGCCAAAUCUUAGGAGUUGUUAUGUUGAUGUAAAGUAUAAGCUUUUAGAGUUGCUUGUU